AUGAGUACGACACCUGAGAGAGAACGGACAGUGAAUUUGGGUGCAGGCCCAUCCAAGCUUUCUACAGAUGUAGUUCUGGAGGCUUCUAAGGCUUUCAUUGAUUACCAGGGCUUGGGUAUUGGUGUUGCGGAACUUAGCCAUCGAUCCGACACUUUCAAAACUAUUUUGGCAAACGCCGAAAAUGAUUUGCGCAAACUUUUAGACAUCCCAGACAAUUAUGCGGUCCUAUUCAUGCAGGGUGGCGGUACAGAGCAAUUUAGUUCGACCUUACUGAACAUGCUGGCAGCACAUGCUGCCAAGCAUGGAAAUAAUUCGAAUGCAGGCGCGUCUGCCCCACCCGUCGACUAUGUGGUGUCGGGUGCAUGGUCGAAGAAAGCUGUUCAAGAGGCACGUCGGCUGACUUCGCGCGUGAAUGUCGCAAGCGAUAUGAUAUCUAUGAUCGGUGACCCGAAUGCUGAAAUUCCCUCGCCAGACAAAUGGCAAUUGAGUCCUGUUGACGAGUACCCUGCCAUGCUGUACUACUGUGAAAACGAAACGAUACAUGGCUUUGAGUUUCCAGAGCAUUGGAUCCAACGCCUGCCCCAAGCUUAUCGUGAACGAGUCCCGAUUGUCGCAGACUGUUCAUCAAAUAUCCUAAGUCGCCCCAUUGAUGUUCGUGCGCAUGGCGUCAUUUUCUUUGGCGCACAGAAGAACGUCGGUCCUAGCGGUGUGACUAUGGUCAUAGUGCGUCGAGACCUGAUCGUGGAUCCAGAUGCUCUGCAAGCCUCGUACGUUCCACCGAUUCCUGCUACGCUUGUGUACAAGAACAUGGCAGAUAACGGUUCGCUGUACAACACGCCCCCAACCUUCUCGAUUUAUGUGAGUGGUAUUGGAUUCAGAAAGCUCUUGUUAGAUGGCGGCGUGCCCGCUGCCCAGGAACGUGCGAGAAUCAAGAGCGAGCUUGUGUACAAGACACUCGACGUCUUUCCACAUGUAUAUCGGCCAACUGUGGCGCAUCCCGCAUUUCGCAGUAAAAUGAACCUCACGUUCCGUGUGCUUGACCGUGCGAGUGGCGAGCCCUCGCCAGAUGCUGAGAAACGCCUCGUUGCCUUUUGUCGUGAGCAUCAUGUGGUCUCGAUCCAAGGACAUCGUUCUGUCGGUGGAAUCCGAGCGAGUCUUUACAACUCCGUCACAAUCGAGGAAGCAAACAAACUAGCAUCGUUGCUCAAACACUUUGCUGAGGUAAAUUAA
Malassezia globosa CBS 7966 is the source of this 1230-nucleotide messenger RNA. RefSeq lists its product as uncharacterized. The record is from RefSeq and is a predicted model, not a curated record. Gene Ontology annotation, cellular component: cytoplasm. The transcript has a single exon. Lineage: Eukaryota; Fungi; Basidiomycota; Malasseziomycetes; Malasseziales; Malasseziaceae. Gene Ontology annotation, molecular function: O-phospho-L-serine:2-oxoglutarate transaminase activity; pyridoxal phosphate binding. The coding region runs from base 1 to 1230 and encodes 409 amino acids. Gene Ontology annotation, biological process: L-serine biosynthetic process.